ACAAAGACACGUUUGUAACACGCAACCUACGAACGCGAAGCGCAAGCGCCUCUCCUUCCCCCUUAACGGGCAUGUGCGCGCGCGUGCUGGGCAUCGGUGACGCGCACCAUUGAACCGUGACUGGAUGAGCCGCUCGCACCGUGGGCAGGUUUUCUUAGUGUUGUGGUACCGUGUGAAAACACAACUCGUCGUUUUAUGAAUUGCCGAACAAAACAACUAAGCGCAUGAAUAAUUGCAAACGUGGAUUUUAAAGGACCCUUCCUUUAGAGUGAAGCGGAGCGCCGGUAGCGGGUGUGAGGAUGGUGGUGCCAGAGGUUGGCACUGUGGUCCAGAAAGCAGACAACGGUACCAGUGGGUUGGGGCAGAGCAUGGAGCAGAACACCACGGGCGAAGAGUUGGAGGAGGUACGGAAGCUGCAGGAGUUGGUGCGGAGGCUGGAGAUCCAGAAUCAAACGCUGCGCAACAGAGGCGGCAGGGCACCAAACAGCAACUUGAGGAUGGGAGACAACGUCAAUGCUAGGGUGCCAUCCGAGAGAGCAGCGGACCAUACCCUUGGUUCUAAGGACAAUGUCAACCUCUGUGACAGGGACUUUGAGCCAUCACCCCAGCAGGAUGGCAGCAGCACCAGCAGCAGCAGCGGCAACAUUUCCCCCCUUCCAGAGGCCAGCAGGCUGGAAGAAGAGGUUGGGGCAAGGGAAGGACACCUUCAGGGCAGAGAGGCAUCAGAGGAAAUGCAGUGCCAAACUGCGCACAGCCCAAGGCAUGAGACCCAUGGUGAGACGGACACGGAGGCAGAUGGGUGUGCCCUGGAUGAAGUAGAGGUGCUUGACCUGGAGGACUAUGAUGAAACAGAGGAAGAAGACAGCUGGCUGUACGUGUCCCCGAAGAAACAGGUGCUGGCAGAGAAGAGGCCAGAGUCUCCUUUGAAGUGGUGCCGGCAGGUGCUGGACCAUCCAAGUCCCGAGACGGAGGUUGCCUGCCGCACACUUAUCAACCGUCUUGAUCAUUCCACUCGAUGGAGGAACAUGUAUAGCAGCUCCUCUCAGUGUUCCUCCGGGCCCGGCUCGGAGGCUGGCCCUGGCCCUGCCUUAAUCUCUCCUGGGUACCACAAAUCAACUAACAAAUCACUACUAACCUGUGGCAGCUCAGGUUAUAUGAGCAUGCACUCCGCCUUAAGCUCACAGUCCUCCAUAGACAGCGAGCUGAGCACUUCGGACGACUCCAUCUCCAUGGGCUACAAGCUGCAGGACCUCACAGAUGUCCAAAUUAUGGCUCGCCUUCAGGAGGAAAGCCUAAGGCAGGACUACGCCUCCAGCUCAGCCUCAGUUUCACGCCGAAGCUCCAGCGCCUCGCUGCAGUCCUUGCGGCGCGGCACGUACAGUGACCAGGAGUUUGACUCCUACAGUUUGGAAGAUGAGGAGGAUGGUUGUUUUUCCGUGUCCCACCGUUUGCAACGCUGCUCGCCCUCCCCCCUGAGCUCACCUCGGUGCCAGUCCCCAAGUGCCCUGGCUGAGUACAGUCGCCUAAGCGCCCAGCGGGCCCGGCCUCCCCGACGCUCACUGCAGGGCCCUGGCCCUGAGCUGCUCAAGUUUGCCAAGACCGAGGAGGAGCUUAGGCACAGUAUGCCUAACCUGGCCCCGCGUACAAGUUUACGCUCACUGGAAGCAGUGAGGAACAGCCGCAGCAUGGAGGCCAACCUACAGAGUCCUGGCGGCCGAAUAUCCCGCCUGCCUCACUCCUCCAGCACGGGCAUGUCCUCCACCAGACUGCGUGGCAGUGGCCAGUCCCCCCUUUCUCUUCGUGCCCCUGUCAAAGCACUGAGCCCAGUGGGCUCCAUGGUUGGAGUGCGGCAGCCUCAAAGGGGGCACGCUGCGACUCAGGAGGGGGCCUUAGGGGGAGUAAGGAGAGGGCAGUCGCCAGGGCUGUCCAAUGGGGGAUCAUCCUCAGCCAGCAGGAUUAACACUGUCGGGGUCAAGAGUGCACCAACCCGGGCCCGUGAUUCACUGGGGGGACCAGCAGCUGCCCCCCGGAGCAGAUUGGCUCAACCUGCUAGGAGAUCCCUGGGAUUGACCAAGUCGUGCAAACCUGCAGUUGAUGAGUCAUGGAAGGAUGGUUGUUAUUGAACCUCCCAUCUUGAUUCCCUGUCUGAGUGGAACACCAACCUACUGCCUCUGAACAGCACAAACCCAGCAGGCUGGGACACUAGUUGCUCUGCAGUCAAUGAAGGAAAAGUUGUGGCAUGGGCCGAUAGAAGGACAUGUUGGCAAGUGACGAGUCACGCCCUGUGAUCUAGAGACUGAUACAACAGACAGCAAACUACAGUAACUUUUGUUUUUAAUACGUAGAUCUAGCCUGUUUGAGUGGUUAUUGAUAAAGUUGCUGAUGUAGUGCAAGGUCUAUAGGUUGUCAAUGUAUUUUGUCACAUUUUAGUCUGUAUAAAUUCUACAGGUUUGCAAUGAUGAUUAAUGUAAAGUUUGGUAAUAAUUCUAUUCAAAUUGGACAUUGUUCCAGUGGUGAAAGGUCUGCAUUGUAAGGAAACUUGAUCUCAGCAUUGUUGUUUGGUCUUUUUUUUCCGCAGCUGUAGUCUUUGACACCUGAAGGAUAAUUCAGUGUGAGAGAGGUACCAUUUUGCCAUGACCAUCUGUGUUAUGUGUUUAUGCUGCAUAAUGCAGUCUGCUUUGAACUAUAGACUAUCCCAAGAAAAAAAAAAAUCACCAAAAAUAAUAAAUACACGUAAGCUCCUACAGUGAAGCUUCUAAAUUGCAUCUGAGCUCCAAAUCAGUUUCUAUAUUCUGGUUCUAAAUGGCAGGUUCUUAGUUUUGAAUCCCAGAUGCAUAAAAUUCAGCUGAAUGUUGACCACUGGUUUUCAUAACCUAAGAUGUCUUUAAAUGUUAUAAAAUGUUCAGAUGUUUGGUGCAGGUUAUUGCAGGUAAAAGUUUUACCACUUUCUAAAUACAAGGGUUCUCAGCUAUGAAUGUUUAAAUUAUGUACUCACAAGUACGACUUCGUAUUGGACAUAAUACUGAAAUUUAGGUGAAAAUCAGAGUGCAUUCUAUGAGUAAUUAAUGUGGAAAUCUCUAAUUCCAAAGGGUUCCCAUUUUUCUUGCAUCUGGACCCCUCCUGCAUAAUACUUCUACAUGCACAUUCCCCAGGGAUGAAUGCUGUAUGUGGUACAUUUGUAGUAACCAACAGGUAAAUUAACUAGUUAGAUGGACUGUAAAGCAAAAGCACUGCUGUGUGUGUGUGUGUGUGUGUGUAAGGGGGUUCAAAUAUAUAUUUUAACAUUGCAUCUAUCCUUUUCUGAAUUUCCUGAAUGGAUCAUCUCCACAUCAAAAUGUAACCAGGUCCAAAAUUUACAGCCUUGUCGGUGGUAUGUAAAUUCUUUGAUCAGCAGUUUUGGUAAUGUGUUUUAUAAAGUAAUGAAUAUGCAAAUUUUUGCACUGACAGCCUAAAGAUACCAAGUCAAGUGCGUAAGGUCACUUUGGGCCAUUGAAGUGGUUUCAAUUCAAACAAGUAGCAGUGUAAGCGAAGGGCUCGGAGAAGCGACCUGAAACUGAUCUGGGGUCAGUUAUUUCAGAUUCAGUGAGACGCUGCUGUGGUCAGGUGACGACAGCUGACAAGUCUUUUUUUAAUAAAUACUAUACAGUCACGCAUCCACCUGCCUUUAUUUCCCACCUUUAGGUGUUGUUCAACAUCUGUAACAGGCACGUUAAAUUGCGCUGUAUGAAUACUUAAAAUGAGGUGCGCAGACCGCAGUCUAUGGGCUACUUAGUACCGGCGCCAGAACGUUCAAAUAAGUGUGGUCACUAACUAAGCUCAUUUUUUCUCUCCAAGCCGGAAGCUGUUUAAAUAAUUCACCUACUCACGCACUCCUAAAGAGCCAAAUAUUGCAACUAACUGGCGUAAAACUGCCUGCCAACAAGAUGCUGAUCGUGUAUUUUAACUUCUUCGCACAGCUUUCUGCAAUGAAUGAGAGGGCAUAAGGCAAAACUCCCGCUUGA
Molecule: messenger RNA, 4001 nt
Organism: Scleropages formosus (Asian bonytongue)
Lineage: Eukaryota; Metazoa; Chordata; Actinopteri; Osteoglossiformes; Osteoglossidae
Product: SLAIN motif-containing protein-like
Exons: 9
Coding region: 300-2123 (607 amino acids)
Biological process (GO): positive regulation of microtubule polymerization; cytoplasmic microtubule organization; microtubule nucleation
Cellular component (GO): microtubule plus-end
Source: RefSeq, a predicted model, not a curated record